Molecule: messenger RNA, 1120 nt
Organism: Etheostoma cragini (Arkansas darter)
Lineage: Eukaryota; Metazoa; Chordata; Actinopteri; Perciformes; Percidae
Product: arp2/3 complex-activating protein rickA-like
Exons: 6
Coding region: 16-1095 (359 amino acids)
Source: RefSeq, a predicted model, not a curated record
UGAUCAUUUCCACAAAUGCCACAAAGAAAAUGCAUGAGGGGUGGAGUCAAGCCUACGUGCACCUCAGUGGCCAAUGGAAAGACCCCAGUAUCAACAGCAGUAUUUAUGAACAGUUAUGUUGUGCAGUGGAUUAGAACAGGACUGGGUGAGAUGCAACAGCAGUUGCAGAUGUCGAGGAUGAUUUCCCAGGUGUCCCUGUUGAGGGCACUAUGCUACGUGCUGCUAAUGCCAGGUUUGCUAGAAGCAACAUCUCUGAUGAAAGUAAAGAAUCCUGGAGGAAAUCCGGUUAACAUCGGCUUUGCUCAGGCACAUAACUUCUUGACUAAUUCUCGACCUAAGAGGAACAUUGACCCAAAAUGGUACAGAGGCUCUCCGGAUUUCCAGUCCUACUACCGAUUCUACAACAGUAUUGGGCACAUUGAAGGGCUCUACGAGAUCGACAGGAUCAGGAUGUUGUAUCAGCAGAUGCGUCACUUGGAGUGGACCUAUGGCCCAGAUGCCUCCAGUUACCAAAGUGUCAUGGGUGUACUGACUACCACCGCAGCACCAUCUACCACCACCCAGCCUCCUCCCCCUCCCACCACCCCUGCUCCCACACCAGACCCUCUGGAGAAAGCUCAGAGAGUCUAUCUGUGUAAUCCCAAAGAUCCACUGUGCAAACCUCAGAUCGUCUACCUGCCAACAGGGGCGGUUCCGGUACUGUGUGACCCACGAGUCAACCCCGCCUGCAGGCCCAAAACAGGGGAGAAGAUAAGAGAUGCUGCUCCUCCCCAACUACCCCCGGCUCCUCCUGCUCCCAAAAAGUCUGUCCCAGUCCCCCCUCCUGCUAUCACUGUUAAAGCUAUGGAGUACGACUGUGACCCAUACUGGGACCCUGACUGCCUCAUUGAUCACCCUCCCCGCCCCAUCCAGGAAACUACUGCGCCAGAGGCCCAAACUGAAGAGAAAGUGGAGAAAGAGGAAGUAGCAAAAGCCAAAGAAAGUGUCCCUGAAGCUCCAACCACCCAGAAGACCCCUUACAUUGACCCUUAUGAUUUCACACGUGACCUGUACGACCCCUUUCGUUAUCCCAAUCCAGCUCCCGAACCAGAGUAAAAACAGAUGAUAACCUUCUAUGCAG